Messenger RNA from Mesorhabditis belari, 912 nucleotides. Lineage: Eukaryota; Metazoa; Nematoda; Chromadorea; Rhabditida; Rhabditidae. The record is from the annotation of a GenBank genome assembly.
AUGUUUAAGCAAUAUUUGACCAAUGGGGAGCUGGAAGAGGCUUUGCAAGAAUUGAUGAGUGAAACGACAAGACAUAAAGCAAUCACUGGGUCGCUUGAAGUCUUCUUGAAGCUCAAAUUCACGGGUGCCUUUUAUUUGUAUUCGUACACCGUUGAUGUGCAAGCGAAAUACUGGUUUUGUGUCAAGGACUUUUUGCAGAGAGUCGACAUUUACAUUGAUGUGGAUGGGGAGUUUUUCAGCGAAGAAUUUCACUUUGCCUUUGGGAAGGUGCUCUGUGAGUGUCCAGGGUUAAAAGAUCUUUCCGAAAACGCCACUGGUUGUUUGAUCGUCGAGGAGGCGGCUCUAGAAGAAGUCCAAGCUAUGCUCGAAAUGUGUCAAGUGGAGUUCAGCGGAUGCACGGAGUUUCUCGUUUGUCAGCCCAAUCGGGAAAUAGAGAGACACGAAGUGCCACAAGGCUUCACCCUGAGCCGGCUACGGGACGAGGACGCGGAAUUUGUGGCCGCUUCGUGGGCAUACAGUGCCGAAAAUGAGGCAGCGGCUUUGAGACACCGUUUUUCAAACCUCCCCAACUGGGCUCUCAUCGAUGAAUCCACCAAUCUGCCGGCCUCAUUCGUUUUUCUCGAACACAACGGAAUGGUGGCUCAUUUGUACACCGUCGAGCAGUAUCGAGGACGCAAAUUUCGAGAUAUCGUCUUCCGGGAAUUGCUCUCCGAAUGCGAAUCCCAUUUCAACUUGAUCCCGUGGUAUGGGAUCUCUCCCAAAAACGAGGCAAUGCUCUCGUGGACACCCGAAUCGGACAAGCUCCGCGACGCACAAGGAAAUCACAUGAAAAUAUCGGUUGCUUUUAUGAAAAUCGCCAAUUUCCAACUGCCCGAUGGCAUUUUGGAGGACAUGCAAGAUCUCGAAAAUUAU